AUGGUGUCCCACGUAUAUGAAUGGGUGGGUUCCUCAGACAUUACGCCAGAGUACUUUCAGCUUUGUGCGUUUGAUAGUAAGUGCCUUUUUCCGUCCGAAUCUGUUGCAGUAGUCGACAAACAAAAGCGUUACAUGGCUGAAAGCGAAGAUAUGCCUAAUCUUUUGGAAGAAUACCCGGAGAUGAAUUUUAUGGGUUUUGGAAGUACUGCAUACAGAUUCAGUGACACCAUACCCCUAGACUCCACAAUGUCGCAACCUUCAUCUUUCCUCGCUGUCUCUCCGGUUCCUGGCCUCCCACCAGAACAGUUGAUGUACGGCGACGAUCUAACGUGA
Molecule: messenger RNA, 333 nt
Organism: Pocillopora meandrina
Lineage: Eukaryota; Metazoa; Cnidaria; Anthozoa; Scleractinia; Pocilloporidae
Source: the annotation of a GenBank genome assembly